CGAAAGAGUAGUUGCAUUGGAAAGCAACCACCUUCACUCACGCACGCACAGACAAGUCGUCGUCCUCCUCCUCGGUCUCCUCACACCACCCCGCCCCACCCCUACUGACUGGUGGGGCCACGCCGCGCUCCUCCUCUGCAGCAGGAGCAGCUUGGCCUCGCCGGAGCGCUCGCCGCCGCCGCCGCCGCCGCCAGCAUGAGCGGGUUCUUGGCGGUGGUGGGGAAGCUCGGGACGUUCCUGCUCUGGGUGGUCUUCCUCGUGCUGCAGACGGCCACCAAGGUCGUCGGCAGCCUCCUCGCCGCCGGCGCGGGGCCAGCGGCGGCGGAGCCGCAGGAAGGCCAGCUCCAUGAGGCCGCGGCGGCGCGGCGCCUGUCGCCGCCCGCGUCGCCGCACCGCGGGGGCGGCGCCACGGACCCCUACCAGCCUCCGCCGCUGUGGGACCCCCCGCCGCCGCCGUACUCGGCUGGCACCGCGGCGGACGAGUACUCCUCGUCCUCGAGCUACCGGCGGCGCGGGGCGAGCGCGCCGCGGGAAGAGGACCUGGUGUUGUCCUCUACCAGCUACUCGCGCCCAGCCGCCGCGGCCGUGGCGCCGGCGGCCCAGGCUCGUUCCGUGUCGUCGGCGCCUCCGCUGAGGGCGGUCGAGUCCCGGUCGCCGCCACCGUCCAGGGCGGCUGUGGUUAGGGGUAAGCGGCCGAGGCUGGAGAGGAAGUACUCCAAGAUUGUCGACCAGUACCGCUCCCUGGAUGAGGUUAUUGAGGCACUAGCGCAAGCUGGUCUCGAGUCUUCUAAUUUAAUAAUUGGAAUUGAUUUCACAAAGAGUAAUGAAUGGACAGGGAAGAAUUCAUUCAAUGGUAUGAGCCUACAUCAUAUUGGAAAUUCCCCAAAUCCUUAUGAGCAGGCAAUCUCAAUUAUCGGGCAGACCUUGUCAGCUUUUGAUGAGGAUAAUUUAAUUCCUUGCUAUGGUUUUGGUGAUGCAUCUACGCAUGAUCAAGAUGUGUUUGCCUUCUAUCCUGAUGAAAGACCAUGCAAUGGUUUUCAGGAGGCUUUGGCCCGAUAUAGAGAAAUUGUUCCUCAUCUGCGUCUUUCCGGUCCUACAUCAUUCUCUCCAAUAAUUGAAAUGGCCACAACCAUUGUUGAACAAAGUGGUGGCCAGUACCAUGUUUUAGUUAUAAUUGCUGAUGGACAGGUCACACGAAGUGUAAAUACUGAAUUUGGCCAGUUAAGUACCCAGGAGCAGAUGACCGUUGAUGCUAUUGUACAAGCCAGUGAGUUUCCCUUGUCUAUAAUUUUGGUUGGAGUUGGAGAUGGUCCAUGGGAUAUGAUGAAGGAAUUUGAUGACAACAUACCCGCUAGGGCGUUUGACAAUUUCCAGUUUGUCAACUUCACUUCAAUCAUGUCAAAGAAAAUCAGUCAGAGCAAGAAGGAGACAGAAUUUGCACUUUCGGCGCUUAUGGAGAUCCCUUUGCAGUAUAAGGCAACAUUAGAGCUUGGAAUUUUAGGGCGUCGGUUUGCAAAGUCACCUGAGCGAGUUCCACUGCCCCCUCCCUUUGCAAGCUAUAAUACAAUCUCGAGAGCAGCACCAUCUCGAGCAAAUAGCUUCCGGAGUAUGCCUUCUCAUCCUAGGGAGGAGGCACCUGUAGACUCAGCAAUCACUGCAUCAGUUACAUCCCCACCAUCCACAGAUGCUAGAGCAUCAGAACCCCAACUCUGCCCAGUUUGCCUCUCUAAACCCCGGGACAUGGCUUUUGGUUGCGGACACCAGACAUGUGCUGAAUGUGGACCGCAAGUCGAGCAUUGCCCUAUUUGUCGAAGGCCAAUUGAUACAAGAGUAAAAUUGUACUAAUUCCAUCGAAUCUCUCAUGCAUAGAAAGGUUUUCACCGAAGGCCGCAUGCUGAAUGUAGAAUCCAUGCUGAACUCUAAUAAUCUGUUUAAUUAGUAGUGUAGUAGUGUUAUUGUUGAUAAAAGAUAGCGCUCAAAUAAGCAUAAUAAAAACUGUCUCCUUUUCUGAUGUAGGUGUAUUGGGUCGAUUGUUAUAUU
This is a messenger RNA of Oryza brachyantha (malo sina), 2040 nucleotides long. Its product is annotated as E3 ubiquitin-protein ligase RGLG2-like. The record is from RefSeq and is a predicted model, not a curated record. The coding region runs from base 196 to 1845 and encodes 549 amino acids. NCBI's taxonomy places the organism in Eukaryota, Viridiplantae, Streptophyta, Magnoliopsida, Poales, Poaceae. The transcript is spliced from 12 exons.